Cooperia oncophora is the source of this 372-nucleotide messenger RNA. The record is from the annotation of a GenBank genome assembly. NCBI's taxonomy places the organism in Eukaryota, Metazoa, Nematoda, Chromadorea, Rhabditida, Trichostrongylidae.
AUGGAAUACGAUUUUUUUCAGACACCACCUGAAACGACUGCUAGUGACGGAAGUCGCCAUGCUUCUAUACCAGAGUACGAUAAACAAGUGAGGUCCGGGAGACUGCACAGCGCGAGUGAGGGUAGAAACCGGUAUCAAGCCAACACACAAUGGCAGAGGAGAUUCUUGGUGGUCACACAAUUGUACAAAAGUCAGAAGGAUAUUCCAGAAUACGUCGCUGUUCCCACAAUGAAUCGUAUGCACAAUCGAAUGCGCGCGAUUUGUAUUACUGUAGCUGUUCUACUAUUCUACUUCAUCUUCCACACUGCACGAUUUUCCACGGAAAGCAAGAUGAUCAGAGAUCGCGAGUCUGUGUUGUCUACGAAAAGAUAG